This is a messenger RNA of Colletotrichum destructivum, 1974 nucleotides long. RefSeq names its product Putative mitochondrial biogenesis protein AIM24. The transcript has 6 exons. Lineage: Eukaryota; Fungi; Ascomycota; Sordariomycetes; Glomerellales; Glomerellaceae. Bases 371 to 1804 code for a protein of 477 amino acids. The record is from RefSeq and is a predicted model, not a curated record.
UUCCGGCGGAGCUCUCUUGCAUGGCGCGUGAAGCUCCCCCCCCCCUCUUCUUUAACUGAACUGAACCCGAAGGGCGUCCAUUGUCUCUCCUCUCUGCGCAACAAAUGUUUCCUUCUUCCUUCGAGAUAUUCCUCAAAAUCUUUUAGAGCGCUUCAAUCAUUCCAGCUCAAUCGGAAACCGGCAUUCCUCUUGUGAAACUUGAAUAUUGAUGUUCGUGCUACUUGCGCUCUGCAUCAACACGUGGGCUAUCGGUCUACCGCUCUCCUCGACUUCUCCUCUUCAUCGUUCGCCCUCGAGGAUCCUCGUUACCUCCCUGUAGUCCCUUCAAUCUUGACGAGGUCCCCGAAAACACGCCACGUUCCCCGUGGCCAUGUCUGCCCAGUACUAUCCCCCUCCCCCAUCGGGAGGCCAAUCCCAGCAGAAUUAUCCUCCGCCUCCGCAAUCGCCGCCGGCGAACCAGACCAAGUUCUCCUACCCUGCUCCUCCCUCGCAACCUCAGCACAGCCAUAGUAUGAGCUACCCUCCACCACCUCAGCCCUCGCCAGGCCAGUCGCAGAACUACCCGCCCCCUCCUCAAGCUUCGCAGACGCAGAAUUACCCUCCCCCUCCUCCCGCCCAGUCAAGCACGCCUCAGAACUACCCGUUCCCUCCUCAGUCUCCGUCCGGACAGACCACGAGCUACCCUCCCCCCCAGCAGACGUCUCCAAGCCAGGGAAGGACGUAUCCCCCGCCUCCUCAAGCUACUACGUCGCCUGCGCCAGCUCAGCAAUACCCCCCGCCUCCAGGCCUUUCCCAAGGACAGCCUCAACAGCAGCCUCAACAACAACCGUAUCAACAACAGCAGUACCAGUCGCCUCCUCAGGCGUCGCCGCAGCCGUCACCUCAGCACCAGCAAUACCAGCAGACGCACCAACAAACGCAACUUCCCUUGCGACAACCAGAAACCCCUGAUUCACAGCCUCAGUUCUCUCCUCCGCCUCCCACCUUUGACGGCCCGCCCGAAUCCUCCAGCCUGCCGGAGAAGCAAUAUGUCGAGGAAACACCAGUCGAUACGAGCAACCCGUCCAACCUCGUCGGAGGCGCACCCCCCACAACGCACUUCAUAGGAGCCACAGCCGCCGUCGAUGACGUCGGCACCUUCAACGGCGGGAGCUACCGCAUCAGUCACAGGGACAGCAACACCAUCCUCACCGUCCAACUGGCCAUGGGAUGCCCGUUGCAGGCGAAGCCGGGUGUCAUGGUGGCCAUGUCGCACUCGAUCACGCUCAAGGGCCAGCUCAAGUUCAGCAUGAAGAAGCUUGUGGCCGGUGCCGAGAUGGCCAGUUCCACCUUUGUCGGGCCCGGCGAGCUUCUCUUGGCCCCACCCAUGCUCGGCGACAUCACCAGUCUGCGUCUUACGGGCCAGGAGACGUGGUCGGUCGGACAGGACGCGUACCUGGCUUCCACUCAGGGUGUCAUCAAAGACUACAAGCGCCAAGGUCUUAGUAAGGCCAUUUUCAGUGGCGAGGGGCUGUACGUGUACAAAAUCAGUGGCACCGGACUGCUUUGGCUCACCAGCUUUGGCGCCAUCAUUCGUAAAGACCUCAUGGACGGUGAGAAAUAUGUCGUGGACAACGGCCACUUGGUGGCAUGGAACGUCAAGUACAUCAUGGAGCGAGUCGCCUCUGGAGGUAUCAUCUCGGGCCUUUCCUCGGGCGAGGGUCUGGUUUGCAAGUUCACGGGCCCCGGAACUGUCUUCAUGCAGACAAGGAAUGCGAAACACUUCAGCGCCUAUCUUUCCGGACAGGCAAAUCAGACGGUCUAGGGGUGCUUGAAUUGUUUACUUGUAUCUCGACAGGUGUGCUAUGACUUGCUUCAGGAAGAAGUGGCAUUGAAAACCCGGGCAGAUAGAUGACAGAGUCGGAGGGCGAUUCUUUUGAGUGGUAUUGAGCGCGUAGCGUACUGGAAUUGACAUUCUCUCUACUUGUCUCCGCU